This is a messenger RNA of Coregonus clupeaformis (lake whitefish), 2769 nucleotides long. RefSeq names its product serine/threonine-protein phosphatase 2B catalytic subunit gamma isoform. Gene Ontology annotation, cellular component: cytoplasm; calcineurin complex. Gene Ontology annotation, biological process: calcineurin-mediated signaling. The record is from RefSeq and is a predicted model, not a curated record. Bases 597 to 2123 code for a protein of 508 amino acids. The transcript is spliced from 14 exons. Gene Ontology annotation, molecular function: calmodulin-dependent protein phosphatase activity; calmodulin binding. NCBI's taxonomy places the organism in Eukaryota, Metazoa, Chordata, Actinopteri, Salmoniformes, Salmonidae.
UUGUCCGCUCGAACGCGCCCAGUCUGUGUGAGCUGUCAGAUUAGCUAGAGUUUAAUCCGUGGUUUUACGGUGAGAACGCUAGUUAUACCUGGAACAGGGCUCAAUAACCGGGAGGAAACGCAGGUUUGAAAGCGAUAGAUUUUAUGGAUGAGUAGCUAAUCUAAGUAAUCCAAGCCAUUUGAUAAUGAGAUGUCUGAAUAACGUUAGCAUUCAAAUGGCUUGCUAGCUAGCUAGUGAUUUAUCAAUCUGAUAGACAUCUAACGUUAGUUUGCUUUUAAACUCCUAAAAAGGUGGAAAAUCGGAUAUUCCACGAAAUAUUCAAGAUUUUUGAUACGCGGAACAAGCAGUCCCGGUUUUGAUGGUCCACUUCAAUUUGUGACAUUUUGCUAACGAGCUAGCUAGCUAGUCCGUGUCAAUCGGGCAUAGCUAGUUAGCUAUUGUAGCUAAUCAAAUCAGUCUUCUCGAAAAUAAAACAAGUCUCUCUUCAGUCUCAACAUAACGUCAAGACGGUGUAAACAGCUAGCUAGUGCUACAAGCUAGCUAGCUAGCUAGCUCAUCAAACUUGGUCCUGAGUUUUGAGGCCAAGCGAAACAAUCAUGUCUGGAAAAGACAAAGACAAGGAGAAAGCCGGAGAAAAACAAUCUACAACUGAGCGGCUCGUAAAAGCUGUGCCGUACCCUCCACAGCAGCGUUUGUCUAUGAAGGAGCUGUUUGAGGAUGGCAAGCCCAACCCAGAGACCCUCCGAACCCACCUGGUGAAGGAGGGCCGGCUGGAGGAAGAAGUGGCCCUCCGGAUCAUCAACGACGGAGCCAACAUCCUGCGACAGGAGAAAUGCAUGCUGGAGGUAGAGGCACCCAUCACAGUGUGUGGAGAUGUCCACGGACAGUUCUUUGACCUAAUGAAGCUGUUUGAAGUUGGAGGCUCGCCCAGCAACACACGCUAUCUCUUCCUCGGAGACUACGUAGACCGAGGCUACUUCAGUAUCGAGUGUGUGCUGUACCUCUGGUCACUCAAGAUCAAUCACCCGACCACACUCUUCCUCCUGCGAGGGAACCAUGAGUGCCGGCACCUCACAGAGUACUUCACCUUCAAACAGGAAUGUAAGAUUAAGUACUCUGAGCGCGUGUAUGAUGCCUGCAUGGAGGCCUUUGACUGCCUGCCCCUCGCUGCUCUCCUCAACCAACAGUUCCUGUGUGUACACGGCGGUCUCUCCCCAGAAAUCAACUGCCUAGACGACAUUAGGAAAUUAGACAGGUUUAAGGAGCCUCCAGCUUUCGGCCCUAUGUGUGACUUGAUCUGGGCUGACCCAGGAGAGGACUACGGCAGUGAAAAGACAGCAGAACACUUCAACCACAACUCAGUGCGAGGCUGCUCCUACUUUUUCAGUUACCCGGCUGUAUGUGACUUUCUGAUAAAUAAUAACUUGUUGUCGGUAAUAAGAGCACACGAAGCACAGGAUGCAGGGUAUCGUAUGUACAGAAAAAGCCAGACUACAGGCUUUCCUUCAUUAAUUACAAUCUUCUCAGCACCAAAUUACCUAGAUGUGUAUAACAACAAAGCUGCUGUAUUAAAGUAUGAGAACAAUGUGAUGAACAUUCGUCAGUUUAACUGCUCCCCCCACCCCUACUGGCUGCCCAACUUCAUGGACGUCUUCACAUGGUCUCUGCCCUUUGUUGGAGAGAAAGUGACAGAGAUGCUGGUGAACGUGCUGAACAUCUGCUCUGAUGAUGAGCUCAUGUCGGAAGGAGACGACCUGUGUGAAGAAGACGGUGGAAUCCCAGCAGUACGCAAAGAGGUGAUUCGGAAUAAGAUCCGAGCCAUCGGUAAGAUGGCCAGAGUCUUCUCUGUUCUCAGGGAGGAGAGUGAGAGUGUGCUGACACUCAAAGGACUGACCCCCACUGGGUCGCUGCCUCUAGGAGUGUUAUCAGGGGGCAAACAGACCUUGCAGACCGCUGCCGCUGAGGCCGCGGAGGCCAAAGCCAUUCAAGGCUUCUCUCCCACAAGGAAGAUCAAGGACUUUGCGGAGGCACAGAGCCUGGACAAAGUCAACGAGAGGAUGCCCCCACGCAAGGAUGGCCAGCAGCCAGUCAACCCAAACGCCCCCAAGAACGGCACAGACUAGACCUGGAGAGAGAGACCCUCUCAUCCCCACCAGCCCAUGGCCCUGUCUCAUACACCCAAACUGUCUUUCUGUCUCUCUAACUCACUCCCUCCUUCCCACAUUCUCACGUAAUCUCUCUCUUAAUCUUUAUUUUUCUCUCUGUCCCAUUGAGAAUCUGCCCUCAGCUGGCCUAUACAGUUGGACAGGCACAGGACAUGUGGGUAGAAAAGACAGCACAGCACUGGGAGAAUGGUUUCAGCCACCAGCCCAUGGCCCUGUCUCAUACACCCAAACUGUCUUUCUGUCUCUCUAACUCACUCCCUCCUUCCCACAUUCUCACGUAAUCUCUCUCUUAAUCUUUAUUUUUCUCUCUGUCCCAUUGAGAAUCUGCCCUCAGCUGGCCUAUACAGUUGGACAGGCACAGGACAUGUGGGUAGAAAAGACAGCACAGCACUGGGAGAAUGGUUUCAGUACAACAUAUAAAAAAAGAAACAUAUUUUAUUUAUUAAAUUAAUUAUAUUAGGUAUAUUAUGUCAUAGCUACAAUUUAAUGAAAUCGUACAUUUCUAAGAUGUUUAAAUGUAUAAGCAUACUGACCUUAUAACAAUGGUACAGUGAGGGAAAAAAGUAUUUGAUCCCCUGCUGAUUUUGUCCGUUUGCCCACUGAC